Molecule: messenger RNA, 2706 nt
Organism: Aureobasidium vineae
Lineage: Eukaryota; Fungi; Ascomycota; Dothideomycetes; Dothideales; Saccotheciaceae
Source: the annotation of a GenBank genome assembly
AUGGCGUUUGAUGACUAUCUCCGAGCCCGCAGCUCGUCCAGAGACGAUGCCAACAGCUACGACCCAGACGAAUACCAACGCGGCCGACAACGAAUUGACCUGAAACUCAAGGGCACCUUUGAGCGCAUCUUUGAGAAAUAUGCCAGAGACUUCACUGGCGUCGGCGAUGAAAUUGACAUGGAAACUGGCGAAGUCGUCGUCGACAACGGCCACCUGACCUACAUGCAACACGAGCGAGACACGGGCAAGAGCGCUUCAUCCCGCUUCGUGCGAGCCUUUGCCGACGAGCUGGAGGUCGAAGAUGGCGACGACAAUGAGGACGAUGGGGACGACGGCCCCCACCAGGAGCCUGAAGGAGAAGAAGACGAACUCCAUCAAGAUCCUGACGACGACGAGGACGAGCUACAGCACGAGCCCCGACAAGAGAAUGAUCAAGAGGAGGACUACCUUGGACGAGAAGAGGAGGACCUCAGUGACGACGAGGAUGGCGACUAUGAGGAUGCGGCAGUUGAGGCUGGCGACGAGCAGUCAGGCGACGAGUCUGACGACCUGGGCCACGGACCUGAACACUUCGCCCUCGAUCCUCGACUCGCUGAGCCUGAUGCCAUGGUUAGCCAAGAGCAGCAAUACCACAGUACACCCGUCAUUCCAUCUACCGAAAUCAGCCACUCUUUGCCCCAAAUCUCCAUUGCAGACUCGUUGAACCAGCUCGUCCCUCACCAAGAUGCCAACGGAAGAGUCGACCCCGAAGCCAUCCACCAGCUGGGUCAGAGUAUUGCCAACCAGAUCGCUCAGUUCCUCAUGCACGCCACCUCGAUCAACAGGCAACCGUCUCAAGGCAUCUGGUCUGCUCCGCCUCUGCCUCAGGACGCUUUCAGUCCACCCUCCUUCUUUGACAACCGCCGCGCUGCAAUCACUCCAGCUCCUCAUCGCGCUCCCUCUGUCUGGGACUCUCCUUCUGGUGGCCAGUCGUUAUGGGCACCAGCCGCCUCGCGACCCAAGAAGCGGCGCAGGCUUCUUAAGCAUACUGAGACUUCAUUCGGUAUUGACCCUGCUUUGACGGAUGAUGCUGCCUUCUCGGACGCUCCAUCAAGGAAUCGCUAUUCCAGAGAAGAAGACGAACUGAUCAAGCGCUUGAAGGAGAUCAAUGGCUUGACCUGGCAAGAAAUCACGAGGCGCCUGCCUGGCAGAACAACUGGUGGUCUUUCUGGCCGCUACACUCGUGUCUUGAAGGAUCUGCCCAGGCCUGUCAUGAUCAAGCGCGAAAUUAUCGAGAUUAUGGAUGGUGACGAUGACGAACUAUCCACUCCUGGCCCUUCGCAUGUAGCCACCUCGCCUGGAAUGUCGCCUUUCCAAACUCCGCUUUUGCGUCGCGCUAUGGACAAGCAAAUUGCCCGCCAUGGAGACAACGGUGAGCUCCCUAUCACUAUAGGCAUUGAAGAUGACACAGACUCGCGCGACUCUUCUGCACCACUACCAGAUACAUCCAAGAAGAAGAGAAAAGCAAAGGAUAAGGAUCCUUCACUUGGAUUGAAAGGGCAAUAUCGAACCUUCGACAGCUCGAACCCGGCUGGAAACUUUGGCGUUCUAUGUACCGACAGUCCAGCACCGUUCACCGCAGAGGAGCACAAUCUGAACUUUUACGGACCUACAAGUGGAUUCGGUGUAUUGAGACUCGAAAAGCCAUCGAAAGGAUCAAAACGACCACCAAAUAAACCAGAUCCACCUCGAGAUGCCUUCAGAAACGCUACGAGAUUCAACCAUCCUGCACCUCAGCUACGUAACGGUGUGGCGAGUACGUCAACCAGCACUGUCAACCUGUUUGCACGUGCUGAGCAGCAUAUGAGAUCUAAGGGCUUCAAUGCUGCUAGUAUGGCUAUAUCCCAGCUUCGUCUCCUGUCGUCACUUCAAGGAAACCAACGUUCAAACCCUACUAUCGCAAGGUCGAGUAACGCGGGUGGACCUAUGACAAUGAUGCCUCCUUCUUCAGCCAGACCCCGUGCGGAGCCUGCUUUGGAAGGAAGCUCACCACUGCCAACUCAUCCGCCUCCUCCAUACAGUGCCAACCCUCCUUCUCGAGCAAGCACACCUCCUCGUCUGCACACUCCUCUCACACGUCGCACCGAGCCCAUGGCGAUAGAUACGGAGAACGAUGGCGAUGUUAGUGACUCGUCAAUGGACACCCCGGCAACAGCGAAACGCUACGCUAAUGCACCGAACAUAACGAGCAACACCAACGGCCCAUACUUCCUGUCCAAUCUGCCUCCACCCCCAAGCCCGUUGGUCACAGUACCACAGGCACAAUCGCGCUCACCAUCUUCCUCACCACUCUCCUCGCCGCUCUCUUCUCCACCACCCAUGCCAUCACCAACUUCAUCACAGGCAUCAUCGGCUAAGGACCGACGACGCAGCACAAGGAGCACCACUCGCCAGGCAACUAAAAACUCUCUGCUGCCACCUGGACCAGGUGAAGUGGCUAGAAUGAAUCUGCCUACCCCAUCCACAUCUCUCAGAAAGAGCAUAUCUACCCCAUCCGCAGCUCUUACAAAGGGCAAGUCCACUUUCACGCCCAAGACAGCCGCAUUGCCUAGGACGCCGAUGACGAGAUACGGUACCCCUGUCCGAGAAACCGUGGGAAGAAAAGAAAUGUUGAUGAAAAAGGCAAUGCCUGAACCUGACGAUGGAUCCGAGGAUGAACUUGCUUAG